Messenger RNA from Pyrus x bretschneideri (Chinese white pear), 663 nucleotides. RefSeq lists its product as uncharacterized. The coding region runs from base 1 to 663 and encodes 220 amino acids. The record is from RefSeq and is a predicted model, not a curated record. The transcript has a single exon. NCBI's taxonomy places the organism in Eukaryota, Viridiplantae, Streptophyta, Magnoliopsida, Rosales, Rosaceae.
AUGGAUUUUCUCAAAAAAGCCAAGGUGGUACGAUUUCGAAGCCACCACAACAAAUACCUAUUGGCCGACGACGAUCAAGUGUCGGUAUGGCAAGGCUGCGACGGAACAGUGCAGAACGUGUGGUGGACGGUGGAGCUAAUUAGCGAAAAUCCAAACGCAUUGCGAUUGAAGAGCUGUUUUGGGAAAUACUUAACGGCGUUAAGUACGCCUUUUCUUCUCGGAAUCAAAAGUGACAAAGUCCUGCAAACCAUGCCAAUGACGUUGGAUUCAAUAGUGGAAUGGGAGCCGGUUAGAGACGGGUACGCGUGGAAGCUGAAUGCGGCCAACGGGCAAUUCUUGAGUGCAAGCGGGUGUAGCGUGCCGCCGUGGAAAGACACGAUCACGCACGACAAUCCGCGUACAGGUACGACGAGAAAUUGGGUUCUGUGGGAUGUGGAUGUUGUGGAGAUUCGCGAACAACAACAAAAAGAACACAUGAAUGUUGAUAAUGUCAAUGAUAGUUCUAGUCGUUAUAGUACUACUGCAACACAAGAUCCAACAGAACCAGAACCACGGUCUGUUUCGCGGUCGGAAUCUUCACAAACACAGCCAGACUCUCCAGAAGUCGUUGAACUUUCGUCAACCAAUGAUCGUACCAAGGAUUCGGAUAAAAAAAAUACAUAA